UGGGCCUCAGGCACAUGUAUAUAACAGGGCUGUGAGCCUUUCUUCAUGAGCAGCUAGAGCUCCCUUGAAUAUAAGGCUUCUGGUUGUGAGAUGCUGUGGGAGCCCCUUCCAUUGCUCUUCAGACCCGUUCAAGUUUUUCUGCCACAUUUCCUGCUCGGCUCUUAUUUAUAUCUUCUUCUGGUCCUAGGGAAACCAGAAGUGGGAGAAAUCGGACAAAAAGGAACCUCUUUCCAGAGUUUUAAAAGACAAAGAGAAGAAUCAUGUCCAUGAUUGCAGCUUUCUAUAGUGGCAAGUCCAUCCUCAUUACUGGGGCCACAGGCUUCAUGGGCAAAGUGUUGAUGGAGAAGCUGUUUCGCACCAGCCCCGACCUGAAAGUCAUUUACAUCCUUGUGAGGCCCAAGGCUGGCCAGACAACGCAGCAGAGGGUUUUCCAGAUCCUAAAUAGUAAGCUGUUUGAAAAAGUCAAAGAAAUUUGUCCAAACGUGCAUGAGAAGAUCAGAGCUAUCUAUGCAGAUCUCAAUCAGAAUGACUUUGCCAUCAGCAAGGAGGACAUGCAAGAGCUUCUCUCCUGUACAAACAUUGUCUUCCACUGUGCAGCUACUGUGCGCUUUGAUGAUCAUCUGAGACAUGCCGUGCAACUUAACGUCACUGCCACCCAGCAGCUCUUGCUUAUGGCCAGUCAGAUGCCCAAGCUUGAAGCCUUCAUACAUAUCUCCACUGCCUUUUCAAAUUGUAACCUGACGCACAUCGAUGAGGUCAUCUACCCGUGCUCUGUGGAGCCAAAAAAAAUUAUCGACUCCAUGGAGUGGUUAGAUGAUGCUAUUAUUGAUGAGAUCACACCCAAGCUGAUCGGGGAUCGGCCCAAUAUUUACACGUACACCAAGGCCUUGGGAGAGAUGGUGGUGCAGCAGGAGAGCGAGAACCUAAACAUUGCCAUCAUAAGGCCCUCCAUUGUGGGAGCAACCUGGCAGGAGCCUUUCCCGGGUUGGGUUGAUAACUUAAAUGGACCUAGCGGCCUCAUUAUUGCGGCUGGCAAAGGGUUUCUUCGGUCAAUAAGAGCUACUCCGAUGGCUGUGGCAGAUUUAAUUCCCGUUGAUACAGUUGUCAAUCUCACCUUGGCUGUGGGAUGGUACACAGCUGUUCACAGACCUAAGUCAACAUUAAUCUACCACUGUACAUCUGGUAACCUCAAUCCUUGUAAUUGGAGAGAAAUGGGAUUCCAAGUCUUGGCAACCUUUGAAAAAGUCCCAUUUGAGAGAGCUUUUAGGAGGCCAAAUGCAGACUUCACAACCAACACCAUCACAAGCCAGUACUGGAAUGCAGUCAGCCACCGGGCCCCUGCCAUCAUCUAUGACUUCUAUCUGCGGCUCACAGGAAGGAAGCCCAGGAUGACAAAGGUCAUGAAUCGGCUUUUAAAAACCGUUUCCAUGCUGGAGUAUUUUGUCAACCGGAGUUGGGAAUGGAGCACGUACAAUACGGAAAUGCUGAUGUCUGAGCUGAGUCCUGAAGAUCAGAGAGUAUUCAACUUUGAUGUGCGCCAGUUGAACUGGUUGGAAUACAUUGAAAAUUAUGUUUUAGGAGUUAAGAAGUACUUAUUGAAAGAGGAUAUGGCUGGGAUCCCAGAAGCAAAACAACAUUUGAAAAGGCUCCGAAAUAUUCACUACCUCUUUAAUACUGCCCUCCUCCUCAUCGCCUGGCGCCUUCUCAUUGCAAGAUCUCAGAUGGCUCGGAAUGUCUGGUUCUUCAUUGUGAGCUUCUGUUAUAAAUUCCUCUCCUACUUUAGGGCAUCCAGCACGCUUAAGGUCUAAGAACACUGGGCAAGCUCCUUUUAUCUGGAACCUUUUGGAUACCUCUAAAACAGCAAACUGUGGUUCUCAAGAUUAGGAAGUAACAAAGAAUAUGCCCAAGCUCAUUACCUGUCAAAUGUGUUGUCAUGUCUUCAUGUUUCUUACCUAUAUAUUUUUAUUUCAGUGAGAGAAGGAAAGUCAUAUCCUAGCCUAUAAUCAUACAUAUCUUAGGAAAAAUUAUUUCCAGAUUGCUUCCUAACACUCCAUUCUGUGCCCUUGAAUAUAAAACACCAAAGUACAUUUAUCUGUCCAUAUUUAGGUUUUUUUCUCUUGAGAGGACUAAUUUUGACUCCAUGAACAUGGAAGAACACAUGAUAGAAGCUGAAAUAUGCUAAAAGGCAGUUCUAACCUUGGAAUCAUUCUGAGGUACCCAGUAUAAAGGUUUAAAAUCAAGAUGAAGUUGAGGAAGAAUGAUCUUCUCAUCCUCAGAAAUACUGUAAAAGAAAUAAUUCUCUACUGAAAUCUCAGCUUCCUUUUUGUGUUAUACCAUGAAGACUUGAUUGAAGGCUGCGGGAAUUGGAAAAGUGGGUUCACAUUUAGCACUUCCCUCAACUACACCCACUUCUGAAAUCUAAAAAAAAAAAAUGAGAUAUAAAUAAUUAUGUACAGAAUGAGGGCUCAAACGUACAUAGUUGCAUUGGGACUGUUUAUGCUUAUAAGUAAAAUUAGUUCUCAUAAUUUGAAACUGACAACUAUUAUUUCUAAAUCUUUUGAAUCACCCAUUUUCCUGAUAACCUUCUCCCAAGAGUUUCCUUUUUAUUCACUGAAGUCACCAAACCCCUUCUAUUUAAGCUUAUUUUGCUCAGGCCUCAGGGUGAGAGUGACUAAUGGGAGGAAGGUACUAGGCUAGAAUCUUAAAAAAAAAAAAACAGUCCCCUGAUCUUUGCCAGUGAGGAAAGCAAAAUUUUAAAUAUAAAUGUAAAUAUUUAGUCUUUUUCUGCAAUGUGGUGAAGAUUACCCUUCUGUGAUCACCAGGACUUGCUAGUAUCUUGAUCAUUCCACUUGCACAAUGUUAACUGUACAAUGUACAGCUGAAAAGGAUAGACUUCACUAAAUGACUGUCAGUUUAGAGAACAGGUGUUGUUUAUUUAAAAAUAUUUUAUGUAUAAUACCAAUGAAUUAAUGGGUAAAAACUAUUUAUUCUCAAAUCCCUAUAUUAAUAAUAUAACUGUUAUCCUGACUUUCCUCGCAUUUGAGAGAUCAGUGUACGUUGGAUUGCAGCAUUUCAUGUUAAAAACAUGAUUAUUCAAAUAUAGUAUUUGGGACCUAAGUAACUAAAAAUAAUCACACCUACUAGAAAAUUACACAAGCAUAAACUGGUAAGGAAGGCAGUUAUAAGUAUGCUCACUUUCUGGAAUAAUUAGUAAUACUCAGAAAGCUGCGCAUGUAGUUGCAGUGCACAAGGCUUGAGGGCAGCUUCUCGUCCGGUAUUACUUGAGAUUUUUCUGAACACCAUAAAGGGCAUCUGGGGGGAGCUCUUCUGGGCAGUAUCUUUUCCAAUCUCAUCUAAGGUCUGGGAACUUCUUUCCAGGGCAGAAAAACCAGCUCUGAAGCAAAGCACUUGGUGAUCUUUAGUUUGAGAUGUCUAUAUGAUACUUCUGAGUUACACGGAUUAAGAUACAAACUACAGAUAUGAUAAAAAUGAAGUCAAGUUAUAAUUCAAUGAGACUGGAUAAAACAUAAUUAUUCUAAAAAUUUACUAUCUUUUGAUUAUUCACCAAUUCCAUAAAUUCCACUGAUCAAGUAUUCAUUUUGACUUUUGAUUAAAUGAAAGUUUGAAUUAAAAAAAAUGUUUUCCUCUUCUAGUGUUGUAUCUUUAACUGCUAACUACUACAGAUCUCCUCCCUCCCCAGAGGAAAAAAGAUAGAAUUUUCCAAAGAAACUACCAGAUGAGUAUAAAUUUUAACACAUAGAUACAUAAUGCUUAAAUGUUUUCUGAUACCAUUAAUAGGGUUACAUUUAAAGCAUGUUUUAUCUGUGGUAUUAAAGAAAUGACACAAAGUUCUGUGAUGAUUAAGCAAUAAAAAUAGGUAUCGUU
Neomonachus schauinslandi (Hawaiian monk seal) is the source of this 3885-nucleotide messenger RNA. RefSeq names its product fatty acyl-CoA reductase 2 (gene FAR2). Gene Ontology annotation, cellular component: peroxisome. Gene Ontology annotation, molecular function: alcohol-forming very long-chain fatty acyl-CoA reductase (NADP+) activity. The transcript is spliced from 12 exons. The record is from RefSeq and is a predicted model, not a curated record. Gene Ontology annotation, biological process: long-chain fatty-acyl-CoA metabolic process. The coding region runs from base 261 to 1808 and encodes 515 amino acids. Lineage: Eukaryota; Metazoa; Chordata; Mammalia; Carnivora; Phocidae.